This is a messenger RNA of Pipistrellus nathusii (Nathusius's pipistrelle), 2502 nucleotides long. Lineage: Eukaryota; Metazoa; Chordata; Mammalia; Chiroptera; Vespertilionidae. The record is from the annotation of a GenBank genome assembly.
AUGACAGACUCCGAAGAGGAGUUUCCGGAGCCAAAGCCAUUGGCGAAUCCACUCCCAAAGGAGACCAUACAUCGCAUCUUUGGGACCAGCCAGGCGUUCCGAGGCUUUGAUGAAAUAAAACCAACACUCUCUGGGUUAACAGUUCCUCUCAAAGUCAGGGAGUACUACCACCGAGGCCACUGGUGCUUGGAGCGAGAAGACUGGGAAACAGCUGUGCUGUUCUUCUCCCGUGCCAUCCACCUGGACCCCCAGCUGGUGGACUUCUACGCCUUAAGAGCCGAGGCCUACAUCCAGCUCUGCGACUACUCCUCGGCUGUCCAGAACCUGCGGAGGGCCCACUCCUUCCAGCCGGAGAACGACCAGUUCCUGAACCGACUCACCUUGGUGCUUUACCUGCAGGGCCAGUGCCUGUUUGAGCAAUGUGUCUUUCUGGAUGCCCUGAAUGUCUUCUCGCAAGCCUUCGACCUCCAGCCUGAGAAAGCCAGCUUCCGUUACCGAUGCAUGGCGUGUCUCCUGGCCCUCAGGCGAUAUCAGGACUGCCUCUCACUUGUCAACAAGGAGGUGAAGCAUGGCACAACCAAUGCUGACAUCUACAUCUUCCGAGCCAGGCUCUACAACUUCUUCGGGAAGCCCCACCUCUGCUACCAAGACCUGCACACCGCCCUGGUAUUGGAUCCCAAGCACCCACAGGCGAGGGUGCUGCUCAAGAUGAUGGUAGACCAGGCCCAGAGGUCCUAUCAGGAUGCCAGGAUCCUGGCCGUGCAGGGCAAGCUGCAGCACGCAGUGCAGUGCGUGAACCGCGCCAUCAACAACAACCCUCUGGACCCCAGCUUCUUCGUCUUCAGGGGCACCAUGUUCCGCCGGCUCCAGGAGUUCAAUGCGGCGGUGGAGGACUUCCUGAAGGCCCUGGACAUGAUGUCGGAGCACGAGGAGGACAUGGUGCGGCAGACGCAGCGCCAGCUCCUGCUGGCCUACAACGACUUCGCAGUGCACUGCUACACGCAGGGCGCCUACCAGGAGGGCGUGCUGCUGCUCAACAAGGUCCUCAAGGACGAGCAGCAGGAGAAAAGCUUCUACAUCAACCGCGGCGAUUGCUUCUUCCAGCUGGGCUACCUGGACUUCGCCGCGGCGGACUACCAGGAGGCGCUGGCGCUGAGCCCGUGGGACGAGGGCGCCAACCGGCGCAUGGGGCUGCUGCAGGAGAAGAUGGGGUUCUGCCAGCACAAGAGCAAACAAUUCCAGAAGGCGGAGAGCCACUUCACGAUGGCCAUCGAGCACAAUCCCCAGAUGGCUCAGUACUACGUGCACCGUGCCAGGAGCCGACAGCUCAUCCAGAACAUUUUCGGGGCCCGCCAGGACGUUGCAACUGCCCUGAUCCUUGACCCUAAGCAACCGAAGCUGCUCUCGCUGAUAACCAACCUCUUCCCCGGCAUGUCAGAGGAGGAGGUGCUCGGCAGCAAGAUGGGCCUCCUGGCCAAGAUGCAGCUGAGCCGGGUGAUAGAGAGCAGGCUGCAGAAGACCAUCCCGCAAGGCAUCAUGGGGCAGCUCCAGAAGCUGGAACUAGAUCGCCAGAAGGCCCGGGCCCUGCAGCUUUCGUGGAACAAGGAACAGGUUUUGUGGAAGACCUCUGAGAAGCUGGAGCCCGCGCCCCAGACCGUGCAGGAAGAGCCCACGCCCCCGAAAGAGCCCGAGGUUGCCGAGGAGGUGGAGCAGCCGGAGCAGUCCUCGUCCGCCGGCUACCUGGACCGCACCUCGUCAAGCUCCGUGUUGGGCUUCAGGGCUCGGUCUAUCUCCGAGACGGAGGCGUCCGCCACCAGCCAGGAAUACAGGAGCAGCUCGACCACUGCUGUGCUCACCUCCGACUCCUCCCUGCUGAAGACGCCGUCCUCAGAGUUGGAAAACGACAAGGAAGACGUAAGCCCGAGCGGCAGCUCCAUAAAGGAGGUUUUCUGGGCCCAGACCCAGCUGGUCAGCAAGACGGGGGCCAUGCAGAGCCAGAGCCAGGGCCAGAAGCCCACCGAGACCGAGGCCACCCAGGGCCCAAGGCAAGAGCCCACCAAGGCCAAGGCCACCCAGGGCCCAAGGCAAAAACCCAGCAAGACUGAGGCCACCCAGGGCCCAAGGCAAGAGCCCACCAAGGCCAAGGCCACCCAGGGCCCAAGGCAAAAACCCAACAAGACCGAGGCCACCCAGGGCCCAAAGCCAAGGCUCAGAAAGACCAAGGCUGUUCACAGGCGGGGCACCAUCAAGGCUAAGGGCUGGAUCAGUGGACUGCUCCGAAGUUCCAGCAAGAUCAUGACUGACGAUGACCCAAGCCCGAGCCCCAGCAAAACGGAGGUCACCCAGGGCCAGGACCAGUGGUUCGUCAUGGCCAAGGUUCUCCAGAAGUUGAACCAAAGCCCAGAAUCUAGCAAGACUGAUGUCAUCCGGGACCUGAGCCAGACCCCCAGCGAAAUCCAGAUUAGCCAGCGCCCCAGCCCUGACAAUGUCACUUCUCCCUGA